AUGGACGAUGAGGCUCCGAGUGAGUGUAUCUACAACCUGCUUCCCCGGCCCCAGCCUCCGCCCCGCCAACGCCUCAAUUAUCGUUCAAAACAACGGAACAUUGUACAGAAAGACUGGGAUUCUAAGAAAUCAGCACACAAGACGAUGGGUUUGCCCAAAGUUGAGCCUCCUUGUCCAAAGCACCAUCUAUUGAAGCAUUCCAAGGAACAAAAGCUACCAGAACGGAAACCUUACAAAGUUCCUGUAGAAGGAAUUAAAUCUUCUAUCCCAUCUGACAAACCACUAAUGGGACUUCGCACCAAGAAAAACUUUGUUCAAGCCAACGUAUUUGACGUUCAGAUGGCAGUCCCCAAGAAACCUGUGCCAAUCAUUGUUGAUACUAGAAAAGGAAAUAAAAUCUUGUUGGAACCAUCAGGGCUUCUUCCAACACUUCUCUACAGAAAGGACUUUGGUAAAAUCCCAGAUUAUCUAAUUAAGCAGUCUGAAGAGGAGAAGAAAGCACAAGAAGAAUAUGAUGCCUAUGUAAAAGAGCGUAUACGACAAGGUUCCAUGAAAAUGUUGACUGAAGAGGAGCGGAACAGCGUGUUGUCGGGACUAAAGAGGAAUUGGGCAGAGCUGAAUCAUGCCUAUCAAAGUCUUUCCAUUUUGAUAGACACUCAUUCGAAGCAAAUGCACAAGGAAGUACUUGAAACCAAAAUGAAAAAACUAGAACAGGACAUUGACAUGUUUGAGAAACAUAAAUUUAUCUACAUUCCACGAAACUAA
Molecule: messenger RNA, 765 nt
Organism: Hemiscyllium ocellatum (epaulette shark)
Lineage: Eukaryota; Metazoa; Chordata; Chondrichthyes; Orectolobiformes; Hemiscylliidae
Gene: enkur
Product: enkurin, TRPC channel interacting protein
Exons: 5
Coding region: 1-765 (254 amino acids)
Cellular component (GO): acrosomal vesicle
Molecular function (GO): calmodulin binding
Source: RefSeq, a predicted model, not a curated record